Tribolium castaneum (red flour beetle) is the source of this 1071-nucleotide messenger RNA. It is a transcript of the gene emc, whose product is annotated as extra macrochaetae. Gene Ontology annotation, biological process: cell differentiation; negative regulation of transcription by RNA polymerase II; circadian regulation of gene expression. Gene Ontology annotation, molecular function: transcription regulator activity; protein dimerization activity. Gene Ontology annotation, cellular component: cytoplasm; nucleus. The coding region runs from base 83 to 490 and encodes 135 amino acids. The record is from RefSeq and is a predicted model, not a curated record. NCBI's taxonomy places the organism in Eukaryota, Metazoa, Arthropoda, Insecta, Coleoptera, Tenebrionidae. The transcript is spliced from 2 exons.
CUAUAAAAACCUAGGCAGGCCUAUUGCCUCCUCAUUCGACCAUUCGUUCGCUCGUAGUGCGUAUCAGUGUUCAGUGUACGAAAUGAAAGCUGUCAGUGUAGUGUGUGCAGACAACCUCACCGGAAUCAACUCCGGGCGAGUGUCCAAGCCCAAAAAGGAUAUCGAGAACGAGGAGAUCCAAAUGUACAUCAGCAAGCUGAAGGACCUAGUGCCCUUCAUGCCCAAAAACCGGAAGCUCUCCAAACUGGAAGUCAUCCAGUACGUCAUCGACUACAUCUGCGACCUGCAGAGCGCCCUGGAGACGCACCCCGCCGUGGGCAGCUUCGACGCCGCCGCCGCCCUGGGCCAGAAGAAGUCGCAGGAGGCGGUCAGCCCCCGACAGCCCCUCGGCCUGCGCGCCAGCCCCAACACCAUCCUCUCCCCCUGCGAGGCCCCCGUGCUCCAGACGCCUGAAAAACUGACGCCGUCAGAGAGGCAGGUCCCUUGCUAAGUGGGAUCUUCGAACACAGUGAUCUUGAAUAUCAUCCUCAUCUCAUUCCGAAAGAAUCAGCCUCGGACUGCGAGGCUCUAUUUUUGGAUAAAUCGCCUCAUUUUAGUUAGAAAGAACGACUGAAGCCAUUAUUUAUAUUGCGAGUGGAGAGGAACUACAGUGUGUGCGUUGAGGAGAAAGUGAAAUAUGUGAAGCACUUAGUGAUGUACCUGUUUAUGUUGCAAUUGUUAUGUAGAUUUUAUUUUAUUGUUUUGUACAUAUGUUAGGCGAGUUUAUUGUACUUUUCCAUUUUUUUAUUUGGUAGUAAUGCAAAAUUCAUUCGUGAAAUUUUGACUGUAGCUUUAUCACAGAUUUUAAUUGAUUGAUUUUGUGACUUUUCAUUCUGUGAUUUUUAGCAAGUAAUAGUGUACAAAGUGUAAUCUCUGCGCGAGAAUUGUUGGGGUCACGGUUUCGACUGUGAUUUUGACUCUGUACAUUUUUGUUUCUAGAACUUAUUGUAAAUAGUUACCUAUAUAGCAACUGAAUGUUGUUUGAAUUUUUAUUAUAUGAAGAUAUUUCAAAUAAAAUGAUUUUAGAAGGAA